CUCGACCGGCGAGGCGACCAGAUCACCAUCACCGAGGAAGUAGUAUUAUUAUCGCCGGAACGUUCAACAAAGAAAUCAUGACGCUACUUCUCGACCGGCGAGGCGACCAGAUCGCCAUCACCGAGCAGUGGUAAGGGCCGCAGCAGGAAACAAUCGGAAUGGCAAGGGUAUCAUGACACUACUUCUCGACCGGCGAGCGAUCAGAUCACCAUCACCGAGGGAGUGGUAAGGGCUGCAGCAGGGAACGAAGAGAACGGCAAGGAAGUCAUGACACUACUUCUCGAUCGGCGAGGCGACCAGAUCACCAUCACCGAGGAAGUAGUAUCUAUUAUCGCCGGAACGUUCAACAAAGAAAUCAUGACACUACUUCUCGACCGACGAGGAGACCAGAUCAUUGUCACCGAGGAAGUGGUAAAGGCUGCAGCAGGAAACAAUCGGAAUGGCAAGGAAGUCAUGACACUACUUCUCGACCGGCGAGGCGACCAGAUGACCAUCACCGAGAAGGCUGCAGCAGGAAACAAUCGGAAUGGCAAGGGCGACCAGAUCACCAUCACCGAGGAAGUGGUAAGGGCUGCAGCAGGAAACUGGGAGUGCGGCAAGGAAGUCAUGACACUACUUCUCGAUCGGCGAGGAGACCAGAUCACCAUCACCGAGGAAGUGGUAAGGGCUGCAGCAGGAAACUGGGAGUGCGGCAAGGAAGUCAUGACACUACUUCUCGACCGGCGAGGCGACCAGAUCACCAUCACCGAGGAAGUGGUAAAGGCCACAGCAGGCAACGAAGAGAACGGCAAGGAAAUCAUGACACUAUUCUCGACCGCGAGCGACCAGAUCACUAUUACCGAGGGAGUGGUAAGGCUGCAGCAGGAAACAAUCGGAAUGGCAAGGAAGAGGCAGAUCACCAUCACCGAGGAAGAUGGCGAAGAAGUUAUGGGACUGAUUGUCAAUCGGCGAGGCGACGAGAUCAUUGUCUGA
Colletotrichum godetiae is the source of this 972-nucleotide messenger RNA. RefSeq lists its product as uncharacterized. The coding region runs from base 268 to 972 and encodes 234 amino acids. Lineage: Eukaryota; Fungi; Ascomycota; Sordariomycetes; Glomerellales; Glomerellaceae. The transcript is spliced from 5 exons. The record is from RefSeq and is a predicted model, not a curated record.